Messenger RNA from Mobula hypostoma (lesser devil ray), 1761 nucleotides. It is a transcript of the gene fgg, whose product is annotated as fibrinogen gamma chain. NCBI's taxonomy places the organism in Eukaryota, Metazoa, Chordata, Chondrichthyes, Myliobatiformes, Myliobatidae. The record is from RefSeq and is a predicted model, not a curated record. Gene Ontology annotation, cellular component: fibrinogen complex. Gene Ontology annotation, biological process: protein polymerization; platelet activation; blood coagulation. Gene Ontology annotation, molecular function: signaling receptor binding. The coding region runs from base 84 to 1376 and encodes 430 amino acids. The transcript is spliced from 9 exons.
UCAGCGACUCAAUAAGAUAAAGCUGCUCUAGGAACCUAGUUCAUUAAUUUGGUGCAGUGAAAGCAUCUUUUUUGGAUCAUAUCAUGACAAGAACAAAGAGAACAUCUUUACUUUUCCUGCUUGUUCAACUCCCUGCAUUUUCAUCUUUUACGGCUAGUUUAUAUGAAGAACCUUGCUGUAUCUUAGACAAGCGCUUUGGAGAAUUUUGCCCGACAACAUGUGGAGUCAGUAGCUUCUAUCAAGAUUUCCAAAACACUGUUAACAAUGAACUUCAGGAUAUUGAAAAAGAUUUGAAUAUGAUUCAUAAUGUAUCCACUCUAACCAAAAAUAAAAUUGAUAAUAUUGCACAGACAAAUGUUAUCAUAAAGAAACAAUCACCAGAUACUUACAUCCAAAAGUUAAGAGAGAUACAGUCAGAGAUUCUGGUGUAUGAAAAAAACAGUAGAGAGACAGAUACGGAAAUAUUGGAACUGGAAAACAUAGUAUCAAUGAACAAUGAGAAAAUAAUAAAUUUAAAGAAACUUACUCAACAGCUUCAUGUCAGAUGCAGUGCGCCAUGUCAAGACACAGUUCAAGUUAAUGAAAUUACAGGCCGAGACUGCCAAGACAUUGCCGAUCAGGGUGCAAGAACAAAUGGUCUUUAUUACGUUAAACCACUGAGAUCCCGUCGGCAGUUCUUGGUGUACUGUGAGAUAGAUGACACUGGAAGAGGCUGGACAGUGCUGCAGAGGAGGCUCGAUGGCAGUGUGAACUUCGCUCAAUAUUGGAUUCCUUAUAGAGAAGGAUUUGGAUAUUUGUCACCUGAUGAUAGCACAGAAUACUGGCUUGGCAAUGAGAAGAUACAUUUAUUAACUACACAGGGUGGUGGGCCCUAUUUGCUCGAAGUUGUCCUGAAGGACUGGUCAAAUGAACACAGAACUGCUCAGUAUAUGGAUUUUAAAGUGGGAAGUGAAGAGGACAAAUAUCGUUUGCGUUAUAGUUAUUUUGAAGGAGGAGAUGCUGGAAAUGCUUUCGAAGGUUUCAACUUUGAUGGUGACCCCAGCAGUGUAUUCUUAACAGCACAUAAUGGAAUGCAGUUCAGUACACCAGAUGCUGACAAUGAUAAAUUCGAGCAGGCUAACUGUGCUGAACAGGAUCAGUCUGGCUGGUGGAUGAACAAAUGCCAUGCAGCAAAUCUUAAUGGCAAAUAUUACCAAGGUGGAAUUUAUUCAGCUGCUGAAACUACAAGUGGAUAUGACAACGGAAUUAUCUGGGCAACAUGGCAUGACCGCUGGUAUUCUCUUAAAGAGACCACAAUGAAAAUCAUGCCAUACAAGAAAUAUGCACAAUUACGAACCCAAAUAACACAGGGUCAACUUCAGAGAGGUGAUUUUUAAUGGAUUCAAGCAUAAUUACAUUUCAUGGAGAGACAUAAUAUGGCUACUGAGUUACCAUUUGAAUGUCUUAAGUUUGAAGAGCACUCAAAAUAGAAAGAUAUACUGUGUUAAUCAUUAUUCUGUCUGAAGGUAGAAUAAAGAACAUAUUGGAUUCCAAUUCAGAAUCUUUCCUCUGGGUUGUUAAUAACUUUGUUUUUGUACAUUUCUGGAAUCUAUCAUCUUUCACUGAUUUGGCAACCUUUUGAAGCAAAGUAAUAAAUCAUGUGAUUAUACCUCAUGCAAUUCACUGCCACUUUUCUUAUCAUUGACAACCUUUAGCUGUCUUUAAUGAUACAUUCUUCAUUUUGUAACUUCUUCAGAAAUAAAAGACUCUGUUAUAAAUCUU